Messenger RNA from Aspergillus ibericus CBS 121593, 1482 nucleotides. RefSeq names its product arylsulfotransferase family protein. Lineage: Eukaryota; Fungi; Ascomycota; Eurotiomycetes; Eurotiales; Aspergillaceae. The transcript is spliced from 3 exons. The record is from RefSeq and is a predicted model, not a curated record. Bases 1 to 1482 code for a protein of 493 amino acids.
AUGGCUCCUCUAAGACAGUACCUGCUGCUAGCAGCGUCUCUCCCCUUUGCCCUCGCAGAUGGACAAUACCGCUCUCGUCCCGAUCUCGCACCCCCCAAGUUGAACAUCACCGUCCCAGCCCCCGGUGCCAACGGCACCGAGUACGUGUUCCUCGCCCCCUACGGAGGUUCCAUCCAGCAGGCCGGCGCAUACAUCUACCGGAAGGACGGCGACCUCGUCUGGUCUGGAAUCGGAUACUAUAACGGCUUCGUCGGGAACUUCCAUCUGACGACCUACCAUAACGAGACCGUACUGCAGGGCUUCCAGGGCACAAUUGACACAUCGCAUGGAGAAGGGUUCGGGCAGCAUGUGAUCUUGAAUCAGAACUAUGAGCACGUGGUCUCUGCAAAGACAGGGAAUCAUCGCAUUCCUUCCAUUCACGAGUUCAACGUCAUCAAUGGGAAGACUGCCCUGGUGGAGAUAUACCUCCCUACUGUGGCGAACCUAUCAGCCUAUGGGGGAAAUGCAUCACAGAAAUGGAUCGGAAAUGGACUCUUCCAAGAAUUCGACAUCGAAACCGGCGACCUCAUCUUCGAAUGGAACUCUCUCGACCACGUCGAUCCCGCAGACAGCCUGGUCCCCCUUAACUCCUCCACCACCGAAAGCGGCCUCACCGCCACCACAACAUGGGACUACAUCCACCUAAACAGCGUCGACAAAGACCGCGAAGGCAACUACCUCCUCUCCUCGCGGCACUUCAGCACCAUCUUCAAGAUCAACGGCACCGACGGCUCCAUCAUCUGGCAACUGGGCGGUCACCACUCCACCUUCACGUACAACUUCACGUUCGGAUUCCAGCACCACGCUCGGUGGCACUACCAGUCGCCGACCACAGAAAUCAUCUCCUUCUUCGAUAACUCGGGAAAUGGCGAAAUCACAUUCAACAAUGUCUCGCGGGCCCUGAUCGUCCAGCUCGAUCACGUAGCUAACACGGCGACCAUCCUCCGGAAAGCAACAGCCCCGUAUAACAUCCAAGCGGCGUCGCAAGGAAACGCGCAACUGCUCCCGAACGAGCACAUCUUCGUGAACUGGGGCUCCGCGGGCGCGAUCUCGGAAUUCGACGCCAACAAUCAAGUGAUCUAUCACGCGUUCCUCGAGAACUCGGUAAGUUAUCGUGGAUUUCUGGGUAAUUGGACCGGGACGCCGUAUGAGGUGCCGGCUAUUACGGCGUACGUGGAAGGCUCGGGUGCGGUGAGGUUAUAUGUGUCGUGGAAUGGGGAUACGGAGACUAAGGGGUGGAGGUUUUAUGGCACGGGGGUGGGCAAUGGGACGAGGUAUUUGGGGGCGGUGGAAAGGAGGUCUUUUGAGACGGAGUUGGUUUGGAGUGGGCAGGGGGUGACUAGUGCUGGAGGGAGGUUUUAUGCGGAGGCUGUGGGGGUGGAGGGGAGGGUGUUGGCCAGGACGCAUUCGGUGCAGGCGACGGAGUAUAUUGCUGUUGAUUAG